GUGAGUCGGAACAAUGGCGACUUGAGUCAGUUGAACUUCAUAAGGCUUGAGAUGUGUGUGGCGAGUAGUAUUCCUCUGUGUCUUGAUCAGUGACGAAGUUCGGCAGUCAAGUGAAAGGACCCAGAUUUCCUUCAAUCCUCGAGUUUCGUUUACUACGAUGAUCGAUGGUCAAGUGGUUUCACAACCAAAUGUUUUCCUCAGGUUUUGUUGGAGUUGAGUACUGGAAGGCGAGCUUGGGAUGACAGAAGACUUCUCCGAGACUGGGUUGAACAGCGAAUCGGAGAACAACGAGUCGUUCCUCCAGACGUGCUUGACAAAACUGUUCGCCCUGAAGGCAGGGAUCGAUUGUUCAAACUUCUGAAGCUUGGUUUGCAAUGUGCUUCGCGGAAGAAAGUUGACAGACCAUCUAUGGUAGCUGUCUACGAAGAGCUUCGUGAUUUCAGUGCAAUGCAAGAUCGAAGAACUAGGCAAAUUUCCUUGCCUGGUUCGUCUGAGCUGGAUCGAAGAGGCCUUGUCAGUCCGCAUGAUCAGCAAUUUUUUGCGGAGUUGCAUAGACUCUCUGUUGUUCGGAGCCCGCAUCCAGUCAAUUGGGGUCUUUCGCCAGCUGGAUCACUUGGAGGAAUGCCAACUGGCGGUUCAGCCAGUCCGUAUGUCUUAUCAACCGCGUCAAUCAACUCUCCAGUUAAUGCGUUUGUUGGACGACCGAAUUUGAUAUCUUCUCCGACUAGAAGCUCCACGGAUCCGCGAUUGCUCUCUCGACCUGGUGUCCCAAGUGGUUUUGUUGGUUCCGGUUUGGCGAGACCCAUUCCGCGUUACCAAGGUGCCUUCGGCCUUCCAAACUUUCAAGCGCCUGGAUUAACUCCUGGUGCGAGCCCCGUCAGCUGGCUGCAUUCUCCAAAUGCAAAUGCCACCGCUUCCACGACUCUGUCAACGCAAUCCGGCGUUGCCGCUGAACUGCAAAAACCUCUAAUUCCCACGGUCGUUCCUGAAAUUCUUUCGAUGCCGGUUCCGGAAGUUAAACCGAGCCCGGAAGUAUCGCCAGUGAUUCCGGAUUUCAGUGCCUUGAACAUCGGUGGAGCAGCCGCAACUCCUGCCGCUCCGAAAGAAGAGGCAGCGUGUCCGGUAUUUUCCGUUGUUCACAAGCUGAAUCUGACCAUGAACUGACCGCACCAUCGAAUAUGCUCUGCUAAAGCUUGUCAACCUGUUUUCUGAAUUUUUAGCUACGGUAUUCCAUGGGUGUGUCGGCUUUGAAUUACUUAUCAAGAAACAUUUGUUUGUAUGACUUGAAUGGUGCCCGAGUGGCCCGUAGAUGAGAGUCGCCUGCUUAAUACCAUUAAUUUUCUCGCUCUUCAGGAAAACAAUUUUGUAUCUAAG
This is a messenger RNA of Notodromas monacha, 1374 nucleotides long. Lineage: Eukaryota; Metazoa; Arthropoda; Ostracoda; Podocopida; Cyprididae. The record is from the annotation of a GenBank genome assembly.